AUGUCUCAGAGCCGAUUCAGCAAGCUGUAUGCCCAUGAUCCCUACUCGAUCGUCUACCAGACCGUGGACGUCCCUGUCCGUGAUUUGAUUGCACCCAAGGUCUUUACUCCCGUCUCUGGCUCGACCGUCCAGCUUACCAAUGCUCGCGCACUGGUCACUCCCUCUGGCACCUUGGCCGCUCUCACCAUCGCCCUUCCCCAGUACCCUGUCGAUGGCCAGAUUCAGAACGUCACUAUCACCCAGUCGAUCACUGCCCUGAGCAUCACCGGUGGCUCGCUUGCUGCCGGCUCGGCCCCUACCGCCAUCGACACCACCAACGGUGCGGUCACUCUGCAUCUGAUUUUCUCUGCUCAGCUUAACAAAUGGGUCAAGAUCUGA
Messenger RNA from Polychytrium aggregatum, 378 nucleotides. RefSeq lists its product as uncharacterized. The coding region runs from base 1 to 378 and encodes 125 amino acids. NCBI's taxonomy places the organism in Eukaryota, Fungi, Chytridiomycota, Chytridiomycetes, Polychytriales. The record is from RefSeq and is a predicted model, not a curated record. The transcript has a single exon.